AAAUAGCGCUCUCAAAUAGCUUUUCAGUUCCAGACCGUGCACAUUUUACAGUUCCGUUCAAGUUUCAAAUCGGAGAGCACGUCAAAUUGGAUCGUUUCGUUUUUCUUCUCAUAGCGUUUGUGUCUUCGGUAACGCGAUAUUCAAAACAUUCCCAAGACGGUUCUUCGUGCAGCCCUUAGCGUACCAUCGCGAAACCAUUGAAAACGCCAUCGACUCAGCGGGGCAUUCACUCGUUUCAAGCAAACACACCGUCAACUGCUUCAAUCUUUUUUUCUUCGUGCUCUUCGCGGCCUUCUUCGUCGAAGCAGCGGUGGAAUGGCGGCUGUUCCUCCACGGCUUGCAUGACCGUCAGUUUCGGCCAACGGUUGAAAAACAAAAGGUGCAAAGCGCUGUUUAAAAUCCGAUAGGCGUCAGACAAGGUUUUUCGGUAAAGUUACGCAAAACAUACGCAGGAUUUUGUUACUGAAUCUGGUGAAAUUUUGUGAUUUUUUUUGGUUCGCUAGGCAAUUUGCGGAUAGUGCUUUAAACAAUUCUAUGCUGCUAAGGGAGAGCUUUUGCAUGAUUAUCUACUAAGUGCUUGGAGGAGUCAAACUGGAAAUUUGUACAGUAAUUGCUAGUGAAAGUGGCCGCAGAAAGUUUAAAAAGUCGUUGGUGUCCGGUGAUAUGUGCAGAAGUUGAUGUCGGCAGAAAUCAUUGCUUGUAGAGACCCGGAGAACGCGAGGAAUGUGAUAAGAUAGAAUGUCGAAUGGCCCCUCUAAGGCACCAUGAGCUCCCCAGUUGGGGAGCCGGGGGCGGCAGCCCGAGCCGCUGCCGCAUCAGGCGACUGCGCCACUUUGGGUCGACUGUUACCAGCGCGGGGACCUGCGCGAUUCACACGAGAUGCCAUGCCAACACCGCCUUACACGAGUGCUCUUGGAAGGGGCACAGUCGUACUGUGCGACUUCUUUGCUCCGCAGGAGCGCCUCUGACUGCAACUAAUGCGGGAGGAUUUGCGCCCCUGCACUUGGCGUGCCAAAAUGGCCAUAACCAGUCCUGUCGGGAACUUUUGCUGGCAGGGGCCGAUCCUGACCUGCGGAAUGGAUAUGGAGAUACCGCUUUACACACUGCUGCUCGAUAUGGGCAUGCUGGAGUUACCAGGAUAUUGAUUUCUGCAAAGUGCAAAGUGUCCGAAAGAAACAAAAACGGCGACUCAGCCAUUCAUAUAGCGGCCGCAAUGGGUAGACGAAAACUAACAAGAAUUCUACUGGAAGCUGGUUGCGACAAGUCGAUCAGAAACAAACAGGCCGAAACUGCACGAGACAUUGCGCUCAGAAAAGAUUUGGGCGACAUUGUCGAUAUUCUCGAUGAGAACAAUUCGCGUGAAAGUCGGAGAAGCAGGAAGGAGAAAACGAGCAAGAGACGGUCGAAAAGUAAAGUUCGUUUCGAAGGAAAAGGCGUCAAAGUUUCAGAUGUGGUCGAUAUAUCGGUGACUGAAGCUCCUCCAAGCAAACCGGCGCCUACCAGCACGAAUAACAAAAACUGGUCUCCGUAUGGUUGCCACUACUAUCCUGAUCCGGAAGCUUUUCCAUCUCCUAACCUGGACUCUUUGCCGCCUGAGCCCCUGAAAAAAGGGGAGCAAUACUAUCUAGAUUUGGCAGGAAAUAUCUGUAAGGGGCCAGUUGGAGUUGGAUACACCUGCUAUUGUGCCCCUCUGUUUAGGCAUUUGGAAGCCAAGCUGGCGAAGGACAAGAAGGAGCUGGUCCGAGCUCAGGUUCGAUUGGGACAAAGAGUGGCUGGCUUGGAACAAAAACUGAAUAGAGGUGGACACGGCCGUCGAUCUGAACGAGUUCUUAACGCUCACAAGGAACCUGAACCUCAAAUGUCCCGUUCCAGAAGCUUGGAAAUGCUGGAUACAGGAGGAAAGUCACAUUUACAAGGAACAAGAAGUAUGGAUGAACUAGAUCCACACGAAUGCGACCCGAAAGGCCCCUCCGUAAAAGAGCUUGUGGCUAGAAUUCAGCAACAGCACCAGAACUCAAGUCAUAACGAUGGGGCUCAAAGCGAGAGCAGCGACGAUGAAGAUGGACCUCUUCGAAUGCCAUCCAGGAAAGGACCAAUGGGUGAUGGAAAUUUGGUUCCAGUGCAAUUGGGACAGUCGCCAGGACCAAUACAUUUAGGACACUACGAAAAUGUGCCUAAUGAUGCCCCGCCUAGAAGUCGAAGUGGAGUUUACAGUCCAACAGGCGAUCCGUCCCUGGUGGAAACUUCUACCAGAUAUAUUGAACCGAUCGUGAAAAUUCAGGAACCUGUAACAAUGAGAUACAACGACCAGUACAAACAGUAUCCACAACCCAGCACCAGUAGAUACGACCCCAUGAACCCUUACCAGCCGGAAAUGCGCUACAAUGACCCCACAUAUCAAGCGCAUUUCUACGAAGACGAGCUGCCGAACCCCACCAAGUACUACGAUCACACGAUCAACGCCCGAUUGGCAAAAUUGCGAGUUUUGGAUAAUUCGAAGGGAUAUCCAGACUCAAAAAACCCCAUUGAGGGUUCUUCCAGAAUGCUGGAUCCAAAUUUUGGCGGACGGGUUCUGGAGAACCCCCAUGAUACGGUGGAUCGAGACACCAACAACGAUUCGGGUUAUUCGACGAAAGUUUAUGGAAGUUCGAAAGGAAACUCUCCGAGUUUAUGCGGACAGAUUGAGGGAGAGUGUCUGGGAGCUAGUAGUUUGGUGUGAAGUUAGUACAAAAUGUAAUAUAACUUGUCAGGUAUAAUUUUUUUUAUUGAUGCUGUUUGCCGUGUUAUCUCUUUUAUGGUUGAAAAAUCCCCAAGUAUCGGAGCGAAAUCAGUUUAAUUAAACUUAGGUGGUUCUAUAGAAAAAUGUUAACCUGGUUUCCUUUUCACCAUCGAGAUUCUCUUUAAAAUAAGUAAAAGUGCGUAAUUUCUGUAGUAAAAUUCAGCUAAACCUCAGUGACCUAAAACUAUUAGAAGCGCAGCAAAAAUCAGGGAGGAUUAUGACUAUCUGAUUUUUAAAAUUCUGUACGUUUCGUUUUUAUCUCCGAAUAUUGCACUUAUACUAUGAUUUUGUAUUUUAAAAAUGCAAGGUUCCUUAGCAAAAAACAUGAUUUUUUCAACAAGCAGAGUGCCAAAAACAUCUAAGUAACUAAUAGGAAAUCUAUGAAGACACUCAUUGAAAAAUGAAUUGGAUCCGAAAGCCAAUAUUUUGAGCAUCUUCCUUAUUGUUAAUAACGCAUUAUCUUGGUGAUCAUGAUUGGUGGAUAAAAAAUUCAUUUUUUAACAUCCGAGAACUUUCAAAAGAGAUUUCGUCGUGCAAAACCAUAUAUAAGAAAAAAUAUUAUUAUAUUAUAACGUUAUGUAAAAAAAAUACUAUUUUCUUCUAAGGAAUUCACUGUUUAACUGACUCCCUAUCUUUUUGUCACACCGUGUGUUUUGCGGGUUUUAGUAUUUUGCUCCCAAACUUUUCCGAAAAGGACAAACCUAAAAAUUGAUUGCAUUUUGUUGUGUUGAAUGAUGUAAAAUUAAGAAUUUGAGAAUGGAAUAAUUCCAAGUGCUUCUAAAUGGUCUUCUGGUCAACUUAGACUAUUCAAUUCAUUCCACCUAAUAAAUGCACAAAAGCUUCAAAUGUGCGAAAACUUUGUGUUUUUCAACGUUUUGUUCGAACACCAAGGCAAUUUUAAUGGUUUUAAGUCAGAAUUUUUUUUUUGAAGCAAGGUAGAUAGUAUCAGAGAGUUUUUGCUAAAAAAUAAAAUAUUGAGAGAGAUAAACCGUACUUUACAAUAGUAUCUAAAAAAUCUCAUCACUCAGUGCCUCGUUUCUGUAAAUUAACCGUAGCUGUAGAAUAUUUAUUAAACCAAUUUAGUGAAGUAAAGCUGUUGUACAUAAUGAGGUUUUGCAACUGUGUACAAAACGUCCUGUACAUUCUACAUAUUGUUGAAUAAUUUGUAUAUUGGAAGAAUAAAGUAUAUUUUAUUAAUUUGA
Messenger RNA from Dendroctonus ponderosae (mountain pine beetle), 3981 nucleotides. RefSeq names its product ankyrin repeat domain-containing protein 6-like. NCBI's taxonomy places the organism in Eukaryota, Metazoa, Arthropoda, Insecta, Coleoptera, Curculionidae. Gene Ontology annotation, molecular function: protein binding. The record is from RefSeq and is a predicted model, not a curated record.